AUGCCCUCGACCAGCUGGGUCAACCUACCCACCCAAUGGCGACUUCAAGACGUUCAAGCAGCCUUGAACGUGAUCAUCACUAGCCUGAGCGUGCUCGGCAUAUUCGCCUGUGCGCGAUUCUGCUGGCAGUCCGCCAUUCCGGGAAUGGCGAGGCAUCGGAGCAUACCCAUAUCGGAUCUGAUCACUGUCAACACCUUCGGUGAAGCCAUCGACAUCAUUUGGCUCCUGAAGACCAGAAUCUUUCAACGGCGGCAUCUCAAGAUUCUCGUGCAAUCCUGUCUUGCUAUUAUCCUUUCCGUCGUAGGGUUGGUGUCUGGGCCGAUUGCAAGGUACUCAACGAGCACCAGCCACCGGGUCCUUCCUCAGAACAUCUCAGGAACCAUCGCAAUGCGGCAUUAUGUAGCAAUUCUCAACGCUCCUGUGCUUUGGAAUGAGACGUUCACAAGCCUUGAUCAGGCCGACUUUCCGCACGAUCAGUUACUGGAUUACCUCCCUGAUCCCACAAUCCCGUGGACAUACGAUCGCAGAGAGUGGAAUUCCACGUGGAGCCUGGACUGCAAAAGUACUGAAAGAACCGCUAUCACGCUUGAGGACACUGGAAAUUGCGACUAUAUUCUCGACGAGCUGCCAGGAUUACAGAAGGUGAUCUCGCCUUCCAAGUACGAUGUAUCGAACUUUAGCACCUGGUGGGGAGGAGAACAAAAUAACGGGAUAAACCAAGACGUGCUGCUGGCCAUGGGUGCGGCGAAAGUGACUGAUUAUGAUGAAGUACUUAAUAUCAAUCUUGAAAUGGCCAUCGACCUUGCCGCGGUCUACCUACACAACCUCAGUAUCCAGGAGGACCCAGACAGCUAUUGCUAUUUUGGGAAAGGCCCUGUUGAGUCUGCAAGCUAUACUAAGAUCGAAUGCAUCGUGAGGCGAAAUACUCUAGAUCCUAGUCUCAAUUACAUCGCAUAUCCCGACUGUUCCAAGGCGUGGCAGGUCGCCCAGGCACUGGUCCAAUACUAUUAUGCACGGUUCGUUGGCGAGUCCAUCGCGACAGGCAACAUUACAACUAUCACACCACGCGACUUGAUGAGAUUCUACCAGGUAUGGGUGUCUACCAAAGACACCCAAGAUAGGUAUUCUGUUACGCGGACGCUGAGCGUCCGAGUACCGGUGGUACAGCUGUCCACCGCAUUUCUCGCCAUCUCAAUCCUGGUUUUCGUCCUGAUCAUCUUGGGUCUUAUCAGCUAUAUCAGCGCCUACAUCCGCAGCCGCAGGACAUUCGAGGAAACGCCCCAGUCAAAGUUGGAAUGGAUGUUAAGAGGCGUCCGGCCCACUGAGCGAAAUUCAAGCCUACACUCUUCGCCCGACAUUGAAUUCAGCUUCAGUCCAAUUAAACGACCAACAACGUCGCAAAUCAGGGCUGUGACAUCCUUCAUACAGGAGAAGGGAGACAUACGCAGAUCUGAAUUUGAGAAUGCAAGGUACAGCGAUUCUUUCAAUGCCUUCGAUAUGUCUCCCACACCUGUGCCAUACACACCUGCUCCAACUCAGUGGCAAUUGCCCCCAUUACCGUUCCCUCAAAUCCCGAGAAAACCUAUAUCAUCGGUAUAUACCAGUGCGUCGGAAAUUGAGACCUGGUCCACGGGAGACGAGGGAGAGAGAUUGGUUUCCAGAGCCCCAUGA
Cladophialophora psammophila CBS 110553 is the source of this 1671-nucleotide messenger RNA. RefSeq lists its product as uncharacterized. The transcript has a single exon. Bases 1 to 1671 code for a protein of 556 amino acids. The record is from RefSeq and is a predicted model, not a curated record. NCBI's taxonomy places the organism in Eukaryota, Fungi, Ascomycota, Eurotiomycetes, Chaetothyriales, Herpotrichiellaceae.